Molecule: messenger RNA, 743 nt
Organism: Racocetra persica
Lineage: Eukaryota; Fungi; Glomeromycota; Glomeromycetes; Diversisporales; Gigasporaceae
Source: the annotation of a GenBank genome assembly
AAAAGGGGUUAGGUUGGCCACCAAAGAAAAAAGGCCGCAGUAUCCAACAGGGAGCGAUUGACCGACAAUUAAGGAACACCGCCGCAUUGAGGAAUUGGUUAGGAAGUAUGGAGAACACGGAGAAAGAACAGGGACGAGACGAGGCAGAUUAUUUUUUGAGUUAUGUCAAAACUCAACAUGGUUAUCAAGUUUAUUUACUUUUUGAGGAAUUAAGCCCUAAUUGUGAAAUAUUUCACCGCGAUAGUUGGCGAGGCAUUAAAAGAAAUGUCGGUAGCAUAUUAAGCAAAGGUCGGCAGGUUCAAGGGGAAUUGGCCGCAAUACUUAAAAAAUUUUUCUUUGAAAUUGAUUUAAAAGGAAAUAAUGCGGAAAAAGCCGAGCAAAAACAAGUUAUUAAUAUAAAAUCUACUGAAAGCCCAAAAACCGAGCAAAUUACAAGCAAAAUUCCUUAUAAACUUCUUAAAUUAGAAAAUAUACUGAUAACCAGCAAGCAAGCCACCAAAAGGGCUAAUCAUUACCGAGUUAAUUACUUGGAUAAAUGGCAAAAUCCAGGUUUCUUUUUCAUGGAUGGUUAUUUCCGGGACAAAAAAGAACUAAUUCAGCCGAAUUUGGUGGUUGUAUUUCCGCCUCAAGAGGAAUUCGAAAGAGUGGUUAGGAGAGUAAGUAAAAGCGAAAAAAGAACUAAUAUUGGUUUACCUCCUAAUGCGAGCAGUGAAGAAAAAGCUAAAUAUAAGUUUUGUAAGACU